AUGAAUCUGAUUCGAUAGAGUGAUACUAUAGAAGACAAGCUCAAAAAGUGGCAAUAGGUCCAAAAAAAGAAGUAUGCCGAAAAAAGAAAGUUUGGGUUUGUUGAAGGACAGAAAGAGCCUCAACCUCCUGAAAUUUUAAGGAAAAUUUUCAAGGAUCAUGGAAAUUUAGAAUCUAAGAAAUAUAGACAAGAUAAGAGAGUAUAUUUGGGUGCAUUAAAAUAUAUGCCACAUGCAAUUUAUAAAUUAUUGGAGAAUAUGCCUAUGCCAUGGGAAUAGGUAAGAACUGUGAAGGUUCUUUAUCACAUUACAGGGUCCAUCACAUUUUGUUAUGAGAUACCAAAGGUGAUUGAACCAGUUUAUACAGCUCAAUGGGGUACAAUGUGGGUGAUGAUGAGAAGAGAAAAGAGAGACAGAAGGAAUUUCAAAAGAAUGCGAUUCCCCCCAUUUGAUGACGAAGAAAUCCCAUUGGAUUAUGGAGACAAUAUCUUGGAUGUCGAACCUUUGGAACCUAUACAAAUGGAAUUGGAUGAAAGAGAAGACAAUGCUGUUUUUGAUUGGUUUUAUGAUCAUUAACCAUUGAGAUAUACCAAGUUAUUGAAUGGUCCAAGUUAUCGAUCUUGGUAAUUAACAUUAGAAGUUCAACAGAAUCUAUUUAGAUUGGCUAAUCAAUUAUUGUCAGAUAUAGUUGAUCAUAAUUACUUCUAUUUGUUUUAACUUCAAUCCCUUUACACUGCUAAAGCAUUGAAUAUGGCUAUACCUGGAGGACCAAAAUUUGAGCCUCUCUAUAGAGACAUAUUCGAGGAGGAUGAAGAUUGGAAUGAAUUCAAUGACAUCAACAAGAUUAUUAUUAGAUAAUAAAUUAGAAGUGAAUACAAAAUAGCCUUUCCCUUUUUAUAUAAUUCGAGACCAAGAAGUGUAGCUAUUGCUCCAUAUCAUUAUCCAGCUAAUGUAUUUAUUAAGUAAGACAACCCUGAAAUACCAACAUAUAAUUUUGACCCAGUGAUAAAUCCUAUUUCUGCCUACAGAACAUAGAGUAGAAAGAUUGAUGUUUAGAUAGAUGAUAGUGAAUUGGAUAUUGAAAUAGGAGAUGGAUUUGUACCAUUAUUAGGUGAGACAGAAUUAUCUGAUGAACAAACAACUGCCUCUAUUGCUCUCUUAUGGGCUCCAACUCCAUUUAAUCAAAGAACAGGUAAGACUAGAAGAGCAUUUGAUAUACCUUUAGUGGCACCUUGGUUUAAGGAAAGAUGCAAUCCAUAGUAUCCUGUUAAGGUUAGAGUUUCAUAUUAAAAACUAUUGAAAUGUUGGGUAUUGAAUAGUCUUCACAAAAGAAAACCAAAGUGUUAAAAUAAAAGGAACUUGUUGAAAGCAUUUUAAGCAACAAAAUUCUUUUAAUUAACUGAGAUUGAUUGGGUUGAAUGUGGUCUAUAGAUAGCACGUUAAGGAUACAACAUGUUGAAUUUAUUGAUUCAUAGAAAAAACUUAAAUUAUUUGCAUUUAGAUUACAAUUUCUAAUUGAAACCAGUAAAGACAUUGACAACAAAGGAAAGAAAGAAGUCAAGAUUUGGUAAUGCAUUUCAUUUGUGCAGAGAAAUUUUAAGAUUAAUGAAGCUGGCAUGUGAUAGUCAUGUAUAAUACAGAUUAGGUAAUAUUGAUGCCUUUUAAUUGGCUGAUGGAUUAUAAUAUGUAUUCUCACAUGUUGGUUUGGUGACAGGUAUGUAUCGUUACAAAUACAGAUUGAUGAGAUAGAUCAGAAUGUGUAAGGAUUUGAAGCAUGUCAUUUAUUAUCGUUUCAAUACAGGUCCAGUUGGUAAGGGACCAGGAGUUGGAUUUUGGACACCUAUGUGGAGAGUAUGGUUAUUCUUUUUGAGAGGAAUUAUCCCAUUGUUAGAGAGAUGGUUAGGAAACUUAUUGGCUCGUACAUUCGAGGGCAGACAUUCUAAAGGAAUAUCUAAGACUGUCACUAAAUAAAGAGUGGAAUCUCAAUUUGAUUUGGAAUUAAGAGCAGCUGUGAUGUCUGAUAUCAUUGAUAUGAUGCCAGAAGGAGUGAGAGCUAACAAAGCUAAGACAAUACUUUAACACUUGAGUGAAGCUUGGAGAUGUUGGAAAGCCAAUAUUCCAUGGAAAGUUCCAGGGUUACCUGCUCCAAUAGAAAAUAUUAUAUUGAGAUAUGUGAAAUACAAGGCUGACUAUUACACAAACUCAGCAUAUUAUAAUAGGGAACGUAUAAGAAGAGGAGCUACAGUUGAUAAAACAGUAUGUAAAAAGAAUUUGGGAAGAUUAACACGUCUAUUUUUGAAGUAAGAAUAAGAAAGAUAGCAUAACUUUAUGAAGGAUGGUCCUUAUUUAACAACCGAGGAUGCAGUUGCUAUUUACACAGCCUUAGUCAGAUGGUUAGAAAGCAGAAAGUUCAUUCAUAUUCCUUAUCCACCUGUGAAUUACAAACACGACACUAAGUUAUUCUUGUUGGCUUUAGAAAGAUUGAAGGAAGCUUAUUCAGUCAAGAGUAGAUUGAAUCAAAGUUAAAGAGAAGAAUUAGCAUUGAUUGAAUAGGCAUAUGAUAAUCCACAUGAGGCAUUAAGCAGAGUGAAGAGACAUCUCUUGACUUAAAGAGUGUUCAAAGAAGUGAGAUUAGAGUUUAUGGAUCUAUAUUCUCAUUUAGUGCCUGUUUAUGAUGUCGAACCUUUAGAGAAGAUCACAGAUGCAUAUUUAGAUUAGUAUUUGUUCUAUGAAGCAGAUAAAAGGAGACUCUUCCCUAAUUGGAUCAAACCAAGUGAUAGUGAACCACCUCCUUUAUUAGUAUAUAAGUGGUGUUAAGGAAUUAACAAUCUACAUGGAAUAUGGGAUGUAUCUGAUGGUUAAUGUGUAGUAUUGUUAGAAAGCAAAUUUGAAAAGGUUUAUGAAAAGAUCGAUCAGACAUUAUUAAAUAGAUUGUUAAGAUUGAUUGUUGAUCAUAACAUAGCAGAUUAUAAUGACUGCCAAGAAUAAUGUUGUCAUCACUUACAAAGAUAUGAAUCAUACGAAUGUUCAUGGUGUUUUACAUUGAAUUCAAUUUACUAGUUUUAUUAUGCAAUUUUAUGGUAUGGUUUUGGAUUUAUUGAUUUUGGGUUUAAACAGAGCAUAAGAUUUGGCUGGUCCAUAUAAUAAUCCUCAUGA
Molecule: messenger RNA, 3153 nt
Organism: Paramecium tetraurelia
Lineage: Eukaryota; Ciliophora; Oligohymenophorea; Peniculida; Parameciidae
Exons: 2
Biological process (GO): mRNA splicing, via spliceosome; spliceosomal tri-snRNP complex assembly
Cellular component (GO): catalytic step 2 spliceosome; U5 snRNP
Molecular function (GO): U5 snRNA binding; U6 snRNA binding; pre-mRNA intronic binding
Source: RefSeq, a predicted model, not a curated record